AUGGUUGUCGACCCAGUCGAAGCCAUGGGCCAGUUCGGCCUUAUGGUCUUGAACGCCCAUUGCGCAAUGAUACACGUCGAGAAGGAGAGCGAGGAGGCAGAGGUGAGCCUCGCAAGCAAAGCUACCGAGGCCGAGCAGCUCCGAUCUACCUUGCACAAGUCUGGGGAGGAGCAUGCAGCUCUCAAGGCCCAAGUUGAGGAGGCUCAAAAGGAGAGGGACCAGAAGAAGUUCGGCCUUGUGGUCAUGAAUGCCCAUUGCGCAAUGAUACACAUCGGGAAGGAGAGCGAGGAGGUAGAGGUGAGCCUCACAAGCAACGCUACCAAGGCCGAGCAGCUCCGAUCUACCUUACACAAGUCUGGGGAGGAGCAUGCAGCUCUCAAGGCCCAAGUUGAGGAGGCUCAAAAGGAGAGGGACCAGAUGAAGUUCGGCCUUGUGGUCUUGAACGCCCAUUGCGCAAUGAUACACGUCGGGAAGGAGAGCAAGGAGGCAGAGGUGAGCCUGGCAAGCAAAGCUACCGAGGCCGACCAGUUCCGAUCUACCUUGCACAAGUCUGGGGAGGAGCAUGCAGCUCUCAAGGCCCAAGUUGAGGAGGCUCAAAAAGAGAGGGACCAGAUGAAGGUCGAGCUAGUCUUGCCCAAGUAUCCAAUCUUAUUGACCAAUUCAGAGAGUAAUCGGAUCACGCACGCGAGGCAAGUGGAGGCUUCGACGAGGUCUUGGAAGCUGUUGAUUAGUCCUGACCUCCUCUACCGGUCAAGACUUGCCCCCUCCAUGCCAGGUACAUUUGGUUGA
Molecule: messenger RNA, 789 nt
Organism: Magnolia sinica
Lineage: Eukaryota; Viridiplantae; Streptophyta; Magnoliopsida; Magnoliales; Magnoliaceae
Exons: 5
Coding region: 1-789 (262 amino acids)
Source: RefSeq, a predicted model, not a curated record